AUUUGUUAUAGCGUAUGUUCGUGAUUCGUCCAUGUUGUUCCAAUAUGUACCUAACAGAACUGUUGGCGUUGGAGAGUUAAUGAAUAUCGCAAAGGCAGGAAACAUCGGAAGUGAAGUGAAGUUCAUGUAUACGGAAUUAUUUUCGGUUGAGCACCUUAAUCGAUUUAUAAUUAGAAGAUCGGUUGUUUUUACAGAAAAUAUCACCACCUGAUCGAGGAUACGUGUUAAAUGGCGAGAUUCAUGUUAUUUAUGGCGUUGAUACUUCUGGGAAUAGGAGGGACCCUUUCGAAUACAUACAGGAUCGCCGUUCUGUAUCAUAAAGACAAACCACCCGUGUCCACGACCAACACGACAUUUGUAGCAGGAACGGACGACAGCCUAACGUUCAGCAACACGUCUUUACUCUAUAUUGAGGUUCUACAGCACAACAUACUGGAUGUCUCCAGAAAAGUUUGUAAACAUCUAGACGACGGCGGAGUUGGUUUCGUAAGUUUACUAGACUGUCCUUCAACAAGAUAUAUGGACUAUUACACAGCAAGACUUGAAAUUCCAAGCUUAUUAUACGCGACAGAGCCGUGCGACCCCGAGGUACACAAGUCAACGUACCCCACCAUCAAAAUGCUCCCCGACUGUUACACUCUCAAUAGAGCUGUGACGAGUGUUGUUAAAGCACAGACCUGGCCGGAAGUCACCAUUUUGUACGAUUCCAUUUACAAUUCUCGAUGUAUGCAGAAUUUAUUGAUGGAGAUUUCCAAACUUCUGACACACUCUCGUCUAAUAAGGAUUACAAACACUACCGACAUCGUACAUGUGAUACCUACCAACCAAGGACCGGAAGGCCUGAAUUUGAUUGUCAUUGUAUCGGAGGACAUACUUGAUGAUCUCCUACAAAAGGCGUACGAAAGUGGAAUGCUUGGCCCGAACUUUUUCUGGUUGGUUGUGGAGAGUAGUCCAACCCUGUGCUGGGAGCCUUCUGUACAACUGUCACAGAGUCAUCUCAUAGUGUUGCGGAGAAAGAAGAGUCUGAUGGAGACGAGUGAUCAUUGUCAAAAGGGGAAGAUAAGCUCUGCCUUCAUUGAGGAAGCAAAUGUCAUAUUAAGUCGGGCUUUCACCAGAGGACAUGUCAACGGCACGGAAAGAUACUCGGGAAGUAAUUCGACAAGUUGCGAGGAAUUGAAAAUGUCGCCUUCUCCGUGGAUGCGGACAGUACGCUCCCACCUAUACGAGAUAAACAAUACAAGGAUAACAGCUGAUACCCGGAACUUCGAUAGUAAUGGCUUUCUAAACUCGGUCGAAUACCACAUGUUUAGUACUGCUGAUCGGAGGAAUAGUUCCUUAGUUGCAACCUGGGACAAUAUCAAGGGAUUCCAAAUGAAAGACGCCUUAUUUUAUUUGAAUGAGUUUAUGGACUUCGGAAACCGCACACUUCUUAUUGCAACACAGGAGGCUAAACCUUUUACGAUUCGCUCCGUGAAUAACGGCACGGUUACUUUCACUGGAUUUUGCUUGGACAUAUUGGACGAACUUGCGAUGAGGUUUAACUUCAGAUACACCCUCGUAGAACCCCGUGACGGCCUUUGGGGAGGACCUAAUACGGACGGCACUUGGAAUGGUAUGGUUGGCAUGGUUAUGAAAGGGGAAGUCGCAUUUGCAAUAGGACCGUUCACUAUCACAUCCCUACGAGAGCGUGUUAUUGACUUUACCAAGCCUUUCAUGGAGGAUGGAGCAGGUAUCCUGACCACUCGGCCGGACGCCGACUCUGACAAGUUCUUCCGGAUAAUCCGGCCGUUCGCUCUGCCAGUGUGGGGCUGUAUCGCCAUUGCCAUCGUUUGUGUGGGUUUUUUGUUGUUUAUUGUGAACAGACUCAGUCCAUAUACGGCGUACAACCGGCAAGACAAGGAGUCGUCUCCAGAAGAGGUCAGCUUAACAAGCAACAUGUGGCUGGUGUUUGGAACAUUCGUCAACCAAGGAGGAGUGACCUACCCGACAGCCAUUUCCGGUCGAUGUAUUGUGGGGUUUUGGUGGGUGUUCACCAUUCUCAUCACCUCCACCUAUACUGCCAAUCUCGCUGCCUUCCUUACUGUUACCAUAGCCGUGAAACCAAUCAACAGUCUCAACGAACUUGCCGCUCACGAGCAGAUCAAACCUCUUGUGAAGGCAGGAACCAACCUUUACUCCCUUUUCCAGACUGCCGAUUCUGGUAUUUACAAGACAAUAUGGAACAGGAUGGGUGAUAUGCCUGUGGUCAAGAGUACGAACGACGCACUUGACUUUGUCCGAAAUUCGGACACGGCCUAUAUGACUGACCGUUCCCAGUUAGAAUAUCACGUCUUGAGUGACUGCAAAACAUAUGCAUUAGCCGACGAAAUAUUCAACACAGCUGGCUAUGGAUUCGUGGUGCCGGAACAUGCUCCUUACCUGGAUUGCUUUAACUACAAUAUCAUGCGUAUGCAAGAGGCGGGACUGAUAGAGAAAUGGCGACAGGUAUGGUGGCCCCGUUCUGACCAGUGCUCUGUCUCGGAUCGAACCAGUUCAGCUACAGCGUUGGGUAUCGACAGUUUGGCCGGGCCGUUCUUGGUCUACGUUUGUAUCGCAGCCUUGUCAUUUGUUUGCCUCCUGUUUGAGAUAUGCCUGAAGCGACGGGCGUACGUAAAACAGAGGAAAAUGCCAAAACUUGAUAACACUCAGAUAAAUAAUGGUCUCGGCAACGGAACGGUCAAUAAUGGGUUUGAAUUUGACUAACAUGCUUACAUUAGGAGGGGCCGCGGUGGCCGAGUGGUAAGGUGUCCCGACACUUUAACACUAGCCCUCCACCUCUGGGUUGCGAGUUCGAAACCUACGUGCAGGGCAGUUGCCAGGUACUGACUGUAGGCCGGUGUUUUUUCUCCGGAUAC
Messenger RNA from Pecten maximus, 2894 nucleotides. RefSeq names its product glutamate receptor ionotropic, delta-1-like. The transcript has 13 exons. Gene Ontology annotation, molecular function: glutamate-gated receptor activity. The coding region runs from base 229 to 2742 and encodes 837 amino acids. The record is from RefSeq and is a predicted model, not a curated record. NCBI's taxonomy places the organism in Eukaryota, Metazoa, Mollusca, Bivalvia, Pectinida, Pectinidae. Gene Ontology annotation, biological process: monoatomic ion transport. Gene Ontology annotation, cellular component: membrane.